CAAACUUUCACUCAGUCUCACACACUCUCAUUCUCAUUCCAUUCCAUUCCAUUCCAUUCCAUUCCGUUGCUAUGUUUCAAAACCCUAACCAAACCCUCUCAGCAUUCUCUCUUGUGUAACGAAUUCAAUUUCCGUGAUGCCUCGCCAACCUCCGCCUUCACCUCCGUCUCAGCCUGGUGUUCUCGACCCUGCACUCUGGCUUGUCUGCGCCGGAACCACCGUGGAGAUCCCCACCCUCCAUUCUAGGGUUUACUACUUCCCUCAGGGACACUUCGAUCAAGCCUCUUCCGCUCCAAGAAACCUCUCCCCUCUCCUUCUUUCGAAACCCGCCGUUCUCUGCCGCGUCGAAUCGGUUCAAUUCCUCGCCGAUCCUCUCACCGACGAGGUUUUCGCGAAGCUGAUUCUUCACCCUGUCGCUGAUUGCUUCGCUUCGGGACCUUCCGCUGUUGCUCCUGCUGCUGCUUCUGCUUCGGCUCAAACCGGUGAGAAUAACGUCGUUUCUUUCUCGAAGGUUCUCACUGCUUCUGAUGCUAAUAACGGUGGGGGGUUUUCUGUUCCGAGGUUCUGCGCGGACUCUAUCUUCCCGCCGCUGAACUUCCAGGCGGACCCGCCGGUGCAGAACCUCCUCGUCACCGACGUGCACGGUUUCGUCUGGGAGUUCCGCCACAUUUACCGCGGGACCCCGCGGCGGCACCUGCUGACCACCGGCUGGAGCACGUUCGUCAACAACAAGAAGCUCGUGGCCGGUGACGUCGUCGUGUUCAUGAAGAACUCCAGGGGAGGGUUGUUCGUCGGAAUUCGCCGCGCCACGCGCUUCUCUAUGGGGAAGGGUGGUGAUAGAGGCGGAAUGAGGAUCAGGGUGGAUGAGGAGGAGGAGGAGGAGGAGGAGGAGGAGGAAGAGGAAGAGGAAGAGGAGGUGAGGGAGGUUUUCUCGAGGGACGGGAGGGGGAAGCUGUCGGCGAAGGUGGUUGCCGAGGCGGCGGAGCUGGCGGCGCGGAACAUGCCGUUCGAGGUUGUUUAUUAUCCGAAGGAAAGGUGGUCGGAGUUUGUGGUGAAGACUGAAGCGGUUAAUGAAGCAAUGAAGGUCGCGUGGAGUCCCGGAAUGAGAGUGAAGAUCGCUGCGGAGACAGAUGAUUCGUCCAGGGUGUCGUGGUGUCAGGGUACGGUCUCUUCUGUCGCUCUUCACGGUAAUGGCCAAUGGCGCGGUUCUCUUUGGCGUAUGCUUCAGGUUACAUGGGAUGAACCUGAAGGUUUGCAGAUAGCAAAAUGGGUCAGCCCUUGGCAGGUGGAACUUGUUUCAACCACACCUGCACUUCAUUCAGCAUUCCCCCCAAUAAAAAGGAUUAAAGCUGCUCAUGAUUCUGGGGUGUUUACUAAUGGAGAGAGAGACCCCUUUCCUAUGACAGGAUUCACUAAUUCAACAAUGGGACAACUGAAUCAGGCAUUGUUGAGUUAUGGUACUUUUCCUGCUGGCAUGCAGGGAGCCAGGCAUGAUGCAUUUUCUGCAUCAAGAUUUUGCAAUUAUCCAACUGACAUGUCUCGUCUGUGUAUGGGUAAUUCCUUUGGGAAGAGCACAUUUCCAUGGCUGAAAACUUUGGAAACAGAGGUAAAUGUUGGCAGCUCUCAAUCUGAUGAAUUGUCACCUGAUAGCCGUGGUAGUCUCCAAUCCUGUGGCACAGACCUUGUUGGCAACUCAAGAAAACUUGGGUCUGUUUCAUUUCAACUAUUUGGUGCAGUCAUUCAGACAGAACAGCCUGUUGAAAAUGGUUUGCAAGGUACUGGUUGCACUUGCACGGGAGAUGAAUGCCAAUGUCAAAGAGCCCUCAACAGCUGAGGAUUCUUACUUGUGAAAGUAGCUGUGACUAUGUCAUGCAUAUAAGUAGCUGUACAGGUUUCAAACAGGCUGGAGGCUGACCACCCUUUUGACCCAGUAGUUUGUGCCGUUUUCUUUUUUGUUUCAUGAAACUUGGAUCUAAACCAACUCCGCAAUAUUUGGGCCAGACAAUUUAUGAUAUUUCUAAAUGCAACUUCUUUUAUUUGGUCAAGUGUAUGACUGUGCCAUUGUUGGUUUAAUGCAUAUUUUGCUGUCUUAAUUUUACUAAGGUUUUUUUGAAUACAAGUCAGAAGUGUUUUUGGGAGCUUCUCUACUCUAAAUAGAGUCUUUUCCGGUCAAAUACUUCUAGCCUUGUAUCCAAACAGGCCCUAGUAUCCCCUAGUAUCUUAUUUUUGGCAUCAUUUCUGCACUUUAUUGCCAUAUUGGUUAAGAGGGAGGAUGUUGCAAAGGAUUUUUUUUUUCUUGUGUAACUGUUUUACAAACCAAAAGGUGAAGUGCGGAUAAUAGUUUUCUUAUGUUA
This is a messenger RNA of Glycine soja, 2354 nucleotides long. RefSeq names its product auxin response factor 17-like. Lineage: Eukaryota; Viridiplantae; Streptophyta; Magnoliopsida; Fabales; Fabaceae. Gene Ontology annotation, molecular function: DNA binding. The record is from RefSeq and is a predicted model, not a curated record. Gene Ontology annotation, cellular component: nucleus. Bases 137 to 1834 code for a protein of 565 amino acids. Gene Ontology annotation, biological process: regulation of DNA-templated transcription; response to hormone. The transcript is spliced from 3 exons.